Ceratitis capitata (Mediterranean fruit fly) is the source of this 987-nucleotide messenger RNA. RefSeq names its product gustatory and odorant receptor 21a. Bases 23 to 952 code for a protein of 309 amino acids. The transcript has 6 exons. Gene Ontology annotation, biological process: sensory perception of taste. The record is from RefSeq and is a predicted model, not a curated record. Gene Ontology annotation, cellular component: membrane. Lineage: Eukaryota; Metazoa; Arthropoda; Insecta; Diptera; Tephritidae.
CAUACAAUAAGAAGUAUUAAGUAUGAAGACCGGAAAUUUGCUUUUUUCGGAAAUGCUAUCAAAAAGUCCGAAAAGUAGUGGAGAAAAACUAUCAGAUCAUGCUAUGAUUGGACAAUUAAAUUCUUUUUUAUUCGAUGCAACUGAUAACGAUGCUGUCGAGCGGCAUGACCAACUUAUAUUUUACCGAGUAACGGGCACAUCUUUGCAGUUUCCACAUCUAAAAUCUACAAUCCUCGCUAUAUCAGUUGGAUGUCUACUUUGCGCAUUUCUCUUUUUGUUUGCUUUAUCAUUCUUUUUAGAAGGCUACCCACUUUGGCAUACGUUAGCUUAUUAUCAUAUUAUUAUUAUGAUAAAUAUGAAUUGUGCGUUGUGGUAUAUUAAUUCUAGAGCAAUUAAGACGGCAUCAACGGCUCUAACGACUUGUUUUCAAAAGGAAAUUGUUUCCAGCCAUUCUUCAGACGUUAUAUCCAAAUAUCGUAUGUUGUGGCUGUACUUAAGCGAGCUUUUGCAAUCAUUGGGGAAUGCUUAUGCGAGAACUUAUUCUACCUAUUCUAUUUUUAUGUUUAUCAACAUUGUAAUAGCAGUUUAUGGUGCUUUUGCCGAGAUUGUUGACAAUACAGACGUUUCCCGCGAUUCAUAUAAGGAAGUCGGCUUGAUUGUGGAUGGAUUGUAUUGUUCUACACUAUUAUUUAUAUUUUGUGAUUGCUCUCAUAACGCCACUCUUGGUGUUGCUAAAGGCAUUCAAAAAGUAUUACUUGAAAUCGAUGUACGCCACAUUGACAGGAAAGCAAAGAGUGAAAUCGAUUUAUUUAUUUUUGCAACUGAAAUGAACCCGGCGAUUGUAAGCUUAAAAGGUUAUGUUAAUGUUAACCGUGAACUUAUAACUUCGUUUAUUGCAACGAUAACGGUAUACUUGCUUGUUUUAAUUCAGUUCAAAUUCACAUUAAAUUGAAUCAAUUAAGACAAGAGCCGCCAGGAACUCGUAUA